ACAUGGAUUGAUACAUUUGAGCGGAUACAUAAACAUGGGAGACCUGGAGUGUGGCUUUGAGGAAAUGCAAGGAGUGAAAUUGGGCUACCUGCUCAUCAGAGGCAAGCAAAUGUUUGCUUUGUCUCAGGUUUUCACCGACCUGCUGAAGAACAUCCCCAGGACCACGGUGCACAAGCGCAUGGACCACCUGAAGGUGAAGAAGCACCACUGUGACCUGGAGGAGCUGCGGAAGCUCAAAGCAAUACACUCUAUAGCUUUCCACGCGGCUAAGUGCACUCUGAUAUCGCGGGAGGACGUGGAGGCUCUGUAUUUCUCCUGCAAGACGGAGCGGGUGUUGAAGUCCAACAAAAGGAAAGCGAAAGCGGCGUGUUCCCCCGGGGACGAGAGCGCGUCCCCGGGACUCCUCGGUGCCGACGCCGAACUGUGGAAGGAAAAAGUUUUGUUUAGUUUGCACGGCGUCCCGGACACGCUGACGCUCCACAACCAAACGGGCAGGGGGAGAGAGCUGACGCCUCGCCUCGCCGACUCCAAACUACCUCAAUUUUACAACAAACCCACCGGGCAGGAGUGCCGGUCGGCGACCAAGUCCAGUCACAAACACUUUAAAAACUACGAAACCGCGAAAAUAGAAGGGAACCGCGUGACUCUGAGCCAAAGGCAAUCGAUUUUCCGCAGCGCGUUCAGCCGGCAGCCGGCCGUGCGUCAUUCCGCCAUCACCGCUCAGUCCAGGCGCUCAGCCAUCGACCUACUUCCCAAAAGGAAGAGGAGGCGCGAGGGGAGCAGGAGCAGACACGCGCACCACCACGUCCCGCCGGUGCUGCUCGUACAACCCAAAUCACCCGGAAGUCACGGGACCUCUUUCGCUUCUUUCCACCUCGGUCCAGAUUUGUACCUCGACGCUAGACCGCACCACCACCACCACCACCAGCACCACCAUCACCACCACCACCACCACCACCAGCCGGGAUUCCCGGAAAGCUGCAGUAGCGACACCGAGUCCAGCACCUACUCGGACCGGGCGUACCCGGACUCUGACUUCGGCUCCGGCCUCUCCAGCACCAGCAACUCCGCGAGCUCCGAGGAGGAAGAGGGGGGCGAGGACGACGAUGACACGCAGUCGGAGAGUUCAGAGGUCAGCACGGACGAGGAGGAGGAGGAGGAGGAGAGCUCCUCUCAGUCCGACUCGAGCUCCGUGUGCAGCCGCGUUUCGGUCCAGAGCAUUCGGUUCAGACGGGCCAGGGUGGGUUCCGUCCUCAAAGGUCUCAACGCUGGCAAGGCGCCUCUGGUCCUGCAGCCGACGUUUCACUACAACAACCAGCAUCCACCGGGGAGAGCGCUCAGGACCACGGGCCAUGCAGCCGCAACGCAGACCGGCGACGGCGCACAGAAGUGCGAGUUCAAGCGCCUGCAAACUAGACGGGACUUUGUACCCUUACAGCCACCCAAAUUUCACGCCCCCGUGGUGGGGGAGAGGUUGUUCGCCGAGUCCAAACGGGAAACGCCGUUUGAGGCGGAUGCAAACAGGGUCGAACGCGUGGACGAGCCGGCCCCUUUUUCGCGGGGACCCGGCCGGUACAAGGCGUGUGACCCCUCCUGCGGGACACCGGUGUAUCACCCGGGGCUGAGGCUGCAGUGGGACCGGGUAAAAGACGCCUCGGUUCGCGGAUGUGGCGACAAAAGGGAGGCGAGAGCGAGCAGCCUCAACCCGUCCUCUCCGCCGAAAAAAAUAAAGACCGAGCCGGAGGAGCUUUGCGUGACCGGCGUCCCCUGCUCAGACAACGGGGGCCGGGUGGCCAGGACACCGCCCUUCAACCUCCACAACGUGAAAGUUAAAGUGGAGGAGAGCUGUGAUGAAUACGAAUGCCAGAGCCAGGCCACUCCGGUCGACGGUAGAGGAGACGGGACCGAAAGCACCGGCGGCCCGUAUCCCGUGAAACACGGGGACUUUUUCCACAGCGGGAUUAAAGCCACAGAGAAGAGCCCCGGCGUGGCCCCCAUCGCCCAUGAGCACAAGAGCGCGCAGGACAACCCGCGCCUCGUGGAGGGGGGGAACAAAAACUGCAGGGUCAGGGUGCACGGGAAUAAGAAACCUCGCGUUCCCAGGACGCAAUCAAAACCAACGCUCGACAAGGCUGCUUUUUCCUCCUCUUCCUCCGCCUCUUCCCCGUCUCCUUCUCCGUCUUGCUCUCGUCCCACGAGCAGCGAGGAGGUGUCCGCGAAGGAUUUACCGAGCAGACGCAAACGCGUCGCGGCGUCGCCCGCAAAAACGCCUUUCAGCCUGAUUGCGAAUUUCCCUUCCCCGCCGUCGCUGGUCGUCGGCAGCGACGGGGAUCUGUGCCCCGCUUACUCCCUGAACUCGCUCCUGAGGGGCCCCGGGCCUCCCCCUCCGUCCCACCCCGUGUGGAGGUGGCAGCCGGGCGGCCAGAUUUUCCCUCCCCCACUCGCUCAGAGGACUCGGAAAUACUGAGGUGUUUUUUUAAAAGCAAAAAAACAAAAAAAACACGCACACUAAACAAAGGUCCACAUCGUUACCAUCUCCAACCCAUCUUUAGUCCCAAUGAGAGUUCGCAACUUUAAUGCUGAUUAUUUGUAUUUUUUUUUGUUGUGAAUGGGUUUACAAUCCGCUUUGUUUUGUUUUUUAUUUUGAGCGAAAACACACAAGAACCCGUUUGGAGGCUCCGAAAAAAAACGCCCACUGCACUGCGAGACACCGCUCGUGGAUUCAUGCUUAUAUUAAAAACAAAGAGAAACGUGUGUUUUGAAUAAGCUAUCGAUCCUCAAAACGCAAUGGCUUCUCGUUUAUUGUGUUUACUUGACUAUUUUCUCCGUUCCCGACCUGUUGGAUUGUAGGUUCCAGGGUUUCAGUGGGUUUGUGCUUUGUCUGGAAGAGGAAAAGUGUUGAACAAAAACAAACAAAAAACUUGAGUACUGAGGCUGCUCUUAAUCUAGCUGGAACUGGGAGAGAGUUUUCACUUGGCUAAUCAAAAAGAAAAGAAAAAUCAGGAUUUCCCAUCUUGUGCCAUCUGGUAUAUUGUAUAUAUCAAAGCUGUGUUUUCCCCAUGUGUCCAAGUGAUCAGUUUCAGAGAAUUAUUAAAAAUUGGUUUAAUGCUGUUUUUUUAAUUAUGAUUAUUAUUAUUAUAUACAUUCUCACAGUUAAGCCUCUAUUAUAUUUUACAGGAACGUUCAUGGUGGUUUGGGAUCUGUUGUUUUCUUCUUCCUCUUCUUUCCUAGAGUGCUUUUGAUUUUUUUUUUCCAGUCUUCUUUUUUUACUGCAUCCGAGUGUUUCUGGUUUACAUUUGUGUGACUGUGCACCGGCCCAUACACAACACAGUGUCCAGACAAUCAAAAAAAAAGAAUAAGGCUCAGACCUUUACAGCACGUCAGACUCUAUUCAUGCCCCCUCGCCUCCUCCUCCCACUUCUCCUAUUCCACUUGGCAACCCAUUUCUCCUGCGCACCAUAUUUGUGCCAGGGGCAGUCUGUAUUUGCGUUUAAAGCACGAACAUGAAUUUGGACGAAAAAAAAAAAGAGAGGACAACACAGACAUAAUAACAACGUCCAAGAAGUAUGUGGAUGGGAUUCAGGAGUCACAGUCCGGAGGGACCAGGAGAGAAGUGGGCAACACCAGAACAGCGUGGACACAUUUCGUGGGAGGCUGAAAUGCGUUGCACUUUGAUACUGUUGAGGAUCCCGUUUCAGCUUCAGGGUUCUCUGACCAGCCUAUGAAAUGGUGCCGCUGAAACAACGAAACGUGCCACGAUGGGUCUUCCUGAUUUUUCUAUCAUUUAAUAAUCUGCUUUUCCCAAGCCAAGCUUGUGCAUUGUUCUGUUCUUCUUAGCUGGAGUCAUCUUCAUCUCACCUGGAAAAGAAGAAAAAAAAACGUCAAUUGCUUCAUAGUAUUGGACACCCUCAAUACUGUCUUCUCCUGUUGCUUUCUUGUCACGCACGUCGCCAUCUCAUUAUCUCUAAUGAAUAUGGCCGCUCUAUGAAUGUAGAACCCUACCCCCCCUUUACGCCCCAGAGCUGCUCAAUUUACUCCCCAAAUGCAGCAACAGACGUCUCAGUGCCCCCCCCCCCCCUUUAACACGAGCAAAAUGUAGACAUUGACGCUGCACCUACCCGUAGGUGUUUUAAGUAAACGCGUGGACGUUUUUAAUGGCUGCGCAGGAAGCGCUCUCCUAAUUGGCAGGCUUCCCCCCCCUGUCUGCGACAAAGAGAGGCCCAGCUUAUGGCGAGCCAGGUCACAACAAACCCAAAGCCCGUGAAUGAUGUCAGCCCCCUCGCAAGCAGCAAAGGGUGCAUUCAUUCACAGGAUUGUACAAGCGAUUUAAUAUGCGAUUGUAAAAAUACUGAAGAGGAAGAAAAAAAAAGUGAGUUUUUACUUUGCUUGAAUCAGUGCGGAUACUAAAAGGUGUUUUAGCCCCGCGAUGAAAGCCCCACUGCAUCCGCGCAGCCCCCCCCCCCCCCCUCCCCACCACCUCCUCCUCCAGCUCACCGUGGGCCUUAUAGUUGUGAGGCCGGAGCGCCCAUUCAAACUUGAACUUAUAUUAUGAGCCUGUUAAACCGACUUGUUUUUGCAGCCGUGACACAAGCUGUGGAGCAGGCUUGCAGUAAAGCGGAGGGGGUUGCACGGAGGGGGCGAUAGAGAGAGAGAGAGAGAGGGGGGUGGCUGGCGAAGCUUUCAACCUUUAAUCCGCAUGUCAAAAGCAUAGGCUGCACGGCGGAGGAAGAGGCAGAAUAGCCUGCGCCCGCAGUGCGGGGUAAUGCUGCCCCCCCACCUCCCACCCUCUCACACACACCCUGUGACGCCGCAGCCCUCUCUAACGCGGGAGCUCACAAUGCCCGGCCGAAGGGACGGAGAUGGUGGGUAACGGCCUGUUGGAAGGGGUCUUUCCGCCGGUGGGACAAAUAGCAGCUCCCUGAGAGUGAAGCUAUCAAUGGAAGGAUCGCCUCGCGCAGCAGCGCGCGCGCCCACUCCCCUCCUCGCCCUCCGCAUUCGCUCAUUUACUUCACUUUUUGGAUACAAUAUACUUUAGGUCAUGUUUUUUUUACAUGCAAUUUGAAGUCACUGAAUAUUUAUUUUUGUGGACUUUUCUGGGGUUUCUCGUGCAUUGAUUUCUGUUGUGAAUAUAUAUAAAUAAAUAUAUAUAUAUAUAGAAAAACUGCACUCAAAAUGGAAACUUGAACGGUGGAUUUCUGAAGCACUUUCCCUUUCCUUUUUUUUAUUUUAAUUGUUGAGCAUUCAUUAAACGCAACUGAGUGUAA
Molecule: messenger RNA, 5264 nt
Organism: Gasterosteus aculeatus aculeatus (three-spined stickleback)
Lineage: Eukaryota; Metazoa; Chordata; Actinopteri; Perciformes; Gasterosteidae
Gene: skida1
Product: SKI/DACH domain containing 1
Source: RefSeq, a predicted model, not a curated record